This is a messenger RNA of Rhipicephalus sanguineus (brown dog tick), 1056 nucleotides long. RefSeq lists its product as uncharacterized. The transcript is spliced from 5 exons. Bases 241 to 861 code for a protein of 206 amino acids. NCBI's taxonomy places the organism in Eukaryota, Metazoa, Arthropoda, Arachnida, Ixodida, Ixodidae. The record is from RefSeq and is a predicted model, not a curated record.
GGACAAUCGAGGUACAAAGCUUUUGAGUUGUUUUGGAAGCAAAAAAAAAAAAAAAAAAACGUUUUGCGAAUGCAUCGUGAACAUAGCUGCGCCGCUGCAAACCAGUAUUCACAUGGCACACGUAUGCGACGUACGACCGGUGCUAUUGUUAGGCCAUCUGCGCCAUCACUGGAGUAAUUUGGAAGCCUUUCCUUGCUUUUAACGUGUCUCCGAAGCUCUUACCUGCACCCUAAGCUCGUCAUGAAACGUCUGUGCACAAUGGUUAUGCUCGUUUGUUCUGCCCUUUUAUUUGUCGUAUGUUUAAACCACGUGGAAAGCUUCAAAUUUCUAUCCUUCAAGAAAAAAAAGGCUUAUAAUAUACGAAAGUUUUUAAAUACAGAGGAGCCCAUUUGGACUUAUAACACGAGCAAACGGGUCAAUGUUUGGUGCGAAGUCGGCGUGAAGAAUAGUGUCACCGACGGUUCAAUAUUUUUCACACGAUCAUCUUACGACCGCAAGGGAAUGACAUCUGCCGUCCUGGAGGGGAAAUUUGACCGGGACCGAAAGAAGCACAUUGAUAUUAGCAGUCCAGAUGGUGUGUACACGUUGCAGGAGGACAUAGUUUACAUGAGUGACGAUCGUGGCUGUGCUGUGAUCAUUGUGACGUCAUCAUUCGACGGACAGCAAGAAUCCUUCGAUCUCCGGGUCAGGAAUUCCUCUCUUACAUCGGGCAUCACUGAAAAAUGCAAGCACAAGUUCAGCAAGCGAGUAUCUGAAGGACAAAUUAUUUACAAACCGAAGUGCCAGCGCAUACUGGAUAGAGCCCAGGUGGUCGUAGGUAAAACCGAACAGACUCCGACUCCUGCGAAUGUCCCUUCAUAGACUCGUCUUCUCCGUUUGCGCUUCCAAGUAGCCAAGUGGAAAUCUGCUAUGGUGAAACUUUAUGUUCUUGCCUUGCCUUUCUUAAUUUCUGUCUCUCUCCCUGACUUCUGUUAGAGCAAAGCCUGAGUAGACCUUGUAUUUCGUUUUCGAUAUAUUGACUCUGCGACACAAGUUGCUCAAAAUUAAAUAAAGAAU